Molecule: messenger RNA, 3299 nt
Organism: Triticum dicoccoides
Lineage: Eukaryota; Viridiplantae; Streptophyta; Magnoliopsida; Poales; Poaceae
Product: ankyrin repeat and zinc finger domain-containing protein 1-like
Exons: 10
Coding region: 51-3242 (1063 amino acids)
Biological process (GO): ERAD pathway; transmembrane transport
Cellular component (GO): membrane
Molecular function (GO): protein binding
Source: RefSeq, a predicted model, not a curated record
CACGCGUACCGCACGAGACGGCACGGGCACGAAACAGCGGAUCCACAGCCAUGGCCUCCUCCGCCCCCCAGAUGGCGGCGGCCGCGCCGGAGAACAGACCUCCCCGCUCGCUCUUCGACCUCCCCUCGGACUUCUUCGACUCGUAUGUACUCUUCCGGUCCCACCCCGCCUUGGCCCCUUCCACAGCGGAGCCGUCCGAACCCUCCAGGCCGGCGCCGGCGCCGUUGCAGCAGCAGCAACCGCCGGAGGCCGCGGGGUUCCGGUGGACGUGUAACACCUGCGCCGGCGAAUUCGAUUCGCUGCAGGAGCAGCGCGAGCACUUCAAGUCCGAUCUCCACCGCCUCAACGUUAAGCUGAGUGUUGCUGGUAAAUCUAUUAUCAAGGAAGAAGACUUAGAAAAAAUUGAUUCCGAUUCUCUGUUUGACGAUUUGGAGGUAUCUAGUGUAUCUGGUUCUGAGGACGAAAGGGAAGAUGUACCUGCAUCGGAUCACCAUCUCUCAGUUAAAGGCAAGGAAGACUUCAGGAAGAAACUUUUUUUUCAUGGUCAUUCUGGUGACACGGUUUCUUUUUGGAGAUGCAUACUGUUCAAAGAACAUGAAGAACCAUUUUUUGACUGCAAAUCUGGAAAAAUGGAAAGUCACGGAUCUACAUCAUAUGUGCAUGAAGAUGAGAUGAUAAAUAGAGUGAAGCAGUUGGCAUGUGAACCUCGCAAUGCAUCACAUUUGAGGAUCAUUAUAUUAACAAGUGGUGGACAUUUUGCUGGAUGUGUUUUUGAUGGAAACAAAAUAUUAGCAAAUAAAACUUUUCACAGGUAUGUUGUAAGGGCAAAGGCUGGAAAGAGGCAGUCUGGAAAAGAUGCUACUGGAAAGGUUGCACACUCAGCGGGCUCUUCUCUUCGCCGCUAUAACGAAGCAGCAUUGAAAAAGGAAGUUCAAGAAUUAAUAGUUUCUUGGAAGCCAUACUUUGACGCCUGUGUUUGUGUCUAUAUAUACGCUCCAUCAAAGAACCGCCGGAUGCUCUUUGACGGGGAUAAGGCUCAAUCGGUAUUGCAAGCAUGUGAUAUUCGUCCACUCCCUUUGACUGUUCAUCGGCCCACCUUGAAAGAAGCGAAACGCGUAUACAAUAACCUAACACAGCUCUAUUAUGAGACGGAAUGUUCUAUUAUGGGUGAAGUCUUACCCCUUGUGGAAAAUGUGACAAAGUUUGAGCAAAGUACAGAAGCAAGGGAAGAAACAAGUGUGGCCCCUGAGGAACCUAUUUUGGACUCAUCAGAUUCGCAUGAAGCAAUGGCCAUACCAUCUAAUAAUGCAACAACACCUCUCCAUGAAGCUGCAAAGGCUGGCAAUGUUGAACAAACUAUGGAAUUGCUCGAGCAGGGUUUGGAUCCUUGUAUCAAAGAUGAAAGAGGAAAGACACCUUACCUGCUGGCUUCGGACAAAGAAGUGAGAAAUACGUUCAGAAGAUUCAUGGCGCUCAACCUUGACAAAUGGGAUUGGCAUGCUGCUGAUGUGCCUAGUGCAUUAACAAAGGAAAUGGAAGAAUCACAAGCUGCAAAACAGGCAGAGAAGGAUGCCAAGAAGAAAGCCAGAGCAAAGGAACUGAAGAAACAAAAAAAGGCUAGAGAGAAGGAAAAGGAGAAGGAAAAGGAAAAAGAGAAGGCGCUAGCAGCGCAAUCACAACCUGUUGCUAAAGGUACUUCAGUUGGCCAAAUGGGCAAACCAACUGCUUCUGUGCCAGGCCUGAAACAUAAGAAUCCCCAGGCUGUUGCUCUUUCAAUGCAGGCAAGGUACCAUUCCAUAGGUACAGCUACAAGUACUGCAGCACUACAUGUAUGCAUCUCCAUUCAGAAAUGCUGGAAGAUGACUGAGAUUUUUGUUGUCGUGGAGAAACAUACCGAGAUUUUGUGGAUCAAGGAGGAGCUGGACGGCGUCGACCUGGACCACGUCGAGGGCCAGCCCACCGGCAGGCCCGACGUGGACCCUCUCAACAAGAGCGUCCCCGCCGGCCGCUACUUCGCCGCGCUUCGCGGCCCCGAGCUCGACGAAGUCCGCGACUACGAAGACAUCCUGCUGCCCAAGGACGAGGUGUGGCCGUUCCUGCUGCGGUUCCCGAUCGGCUGCUUCGGCGUCUGCCUGGGGCUCGGCAGCCAGGCCAUCCUGUGGGGCGCGCUGGCGGCGAGCCCGGCGAUGGGGUUCCUCCGGGUGACGCCCAUGAUCAACGUCGCCGUGUGGCUGCUGGCGACGGCCGUGCUGGUGGCCACGUCCGUCACCUACGCGCUCAAGUGCGUCUUCUACUUCGAGGCCAUCCGGCGCGAGUUCUUCCACCCGGUGCGCGUCAACUUCUUCUUCACGCCGUCCAUCGCCGCCAUGUUCCUCGCCAUCGGCCUCCCCCGCGCCUUCGCGCCGGCGAGGCUGCACCCGGCCGUGUGGUGCGCGUUCGUGGCGCCGCUGUUCGCGCUGGAGCUCAAGAUCUACGGGCAGUGGCUGUCGGGCGGCAAGCGGAGGCUGUGCAAGGUGGCCAACCCGUCGUCCCACCUGUCCGUGGUGGGCAACUUCGUGGGCGCCAUCCUGGCGGCGCGGGUCGGGUGGGAGGAGGCCGGCAAGUUCCUGUGGGCCAUCGGCGUCUCCCACUACAUCGUCGUCUUCGUAACGCUCUACCAGCGGCUGCCCACCAACGAGGCGCUGCCCAUGGAGCUGCACCCGGUCUACUCCAUGUUCAUCGCCACGCCGUCCGCCGCCAGCCUCGCCUGGGCGGCCAUCUACGGCAGCUUCGACGCCGUCGCGCGCACCUUCUUCUUCAUGGCGCUCUUCCUCUACAUGUCCCUCGUCGUGCGCAUCAACUUCUUCCGUGGCUUCCGGUUCUCCAUCGCGUGGUGGUCCUACACGUUCCCCAUGACGACGGCGUCGCUGGCGACCGUCAAGUAUGCCGAGGCCGUGCCGUGCUUCACGAGCAGAGCCCUCGCGCUGAGCCUGUCCCUCAUGUCGACGACCAUGGUGUCGCUGCUGCUCGUGUCGACGCUCCUGCACGCCUUCUACUGGCGCUCGCUGUUCCCCAACGACCUCGCCAUCGCCAUCACCAAGGACCGGCAGAGCGGCGCCGGGAGGCCGCACGGCAAGGGGAGGAAGGCCGGCAAGAGGGUGAACGACAUCAAGCGGUGGGCCAAGCAGGUGCCGCUCUCGGUCGUCUCCUCCAUCACCAAGAGCAACUCUGCAGACAAGGAAGAAGAGGAGAAAACAGACUAGUUGUACAUACUAUGUGUGAUUAAACAGCAUUACAGGGUUCCAUGGCUUGAUCAGCAU